This is a messenger RNA of Ornithorhynchus anatinus (platypus), 2972 nucleotides long. RefSeq names its product serine/arginine repetitive matrix 4 (gene SRRM4). Gene Ontology annotation, cellular component: nucleus. NCBI's taxonomy places the organism in Eukaryota, Metazoa, Chordata, Mammalia, Monotremata, Ornithorhynchidae. The record is from RefSeq and is a predicted model, not a curated record. The transcript is spliced from 12 exons. Gene Ontology annotation, molecular function: DNA-binding transcription factor activity; mRNA binding. Bases 61 to 1785 code for a protein of 574 amino acids. Gene Ontology annotation, biological process: regulation of RNA splicing; neuron maturation; mRNA processing.
GCACCGCGGAGAGCCGCCGGCUGGCCCGGUGGCCCGGAGGGUGGGUGGCCCCGGUGGCCCAUGGCGAGCGUGGGGCAGGGCGAGAAGCAGCUCUUUGAGAAGUUCUGGCGGGGGACCUUCAAGGCGGUGGCCACGCCUAGGCCGGCCAGCAUCAUCGUCGCCGGCAUCACCGCGCGGAGGCCGCUCACCAGGAACGAGACUUCCAGCUGCUUGUCCUACCCGGCGAAGGACGGACCCGCCACGGUCCUUAGCCAGAGCCCAGACCCGGGGAGUUCCAGCAUCAAUGGCGACUGUCAGAGGGCAGAGGACGUUCAAGACCUCGCUUGCUCCAGAGGACCCCAUGCCUCCACCAACGAGUCUUCCACUCCACCACCGUCCUCCCGGAGCAAGAAGAAGAAAAAGAAAUCCACGCGGAAGAGGAGAAGGAGGUCUCCUUCCUACAGCCCUUCCCCAGUCAAGAAGAAGAAGAAGAAAAGCUCCAAAAAACGCAAGCGAAACAGGUCCUCCUCCAAGAAAAGAAGACACAGAUCUCGGAGCCGGCCCCGAAAAUCGCAUCGUCGGCAUCGCCACCACGCCCGGUCCGACAGCUCUGAGUCCCGUUUCUCCAGCUGCUCCAGCAGCAGGCCCAGAGCCAGGUCACAGGAAGGAAGGCGGAAAUCCAGAAGGAGGCAUUCUCGCCACGGCUCCCGGGCCAUCCGAAAGGGAACCGUGAGCCCCAGGACCCGUCCCGGCCACCCCAGGACCCAAACACUUCAGCUCUACAAUCUCUUCUCUGCCAAGGAUGUCAUCUCUCAGCCGGGGUUUUCUGCUGACCUCUUUACCAAAACAGCCAACCAGCUGGACACCCUCCCCGCCGCGGCCGGAGGAUCCCAAGAGUACGACUCAGGAAACGAUACGUCCUCGCCUCCCUCCACGCAGGCCAGCUCGUCCCGGUCGAAGGACGGCCAGGAGCCGAGGGUGAUCGGGAUCCCCCACUCCAGCGGCCCGGGCACCUCCGGCCAGCGGAAGCCGGUCGACAACGGUUCGGAUUCCGGCCACUCCUUCACCACGUGCUCUUCGCAGACCAAGGGAUCCUCCGCGGACGCGCUCUCUCCGGACGCCCAGGGGCGCCGUCAGAGAAGGUUCCCGUCCCCGUGUCCCGGCUGCUCGGAGCAGAAGAGGGCCGAGCCGCUCUCCUCGCCGGCCCGGUGCUCCCUGACGAGAUCCUCCCGCUCCUCCAGCCGCUCCUCCCCCUCCCCGCGUCACAGCUCCUCCCGCAGCAGAUCCGUCUCCUCCUCGGGGAAGAGGUCUUACUCCCGGUCACCCAGCUACUCAUCCAGGCAGAGCCCAGAAAGCAGGAGCUCCAGAACCCGACGGAGCCCCAGUUACACCUGCUACAGUCCCACCAGGGAUCGAGAACGCGAGCACAAGUAUGGCUCCGGGGAGCAGGAUUCCCACCGGGAACGGGAGAGGCGGAGGCGGCGGUCCUACUCCCCCAUGAGAAAGCGCAGGCGAGACUCCCCCAGCCACCUGGAGGCCCGCCGGAUCACCAGUGCCCGGAAACGGCCCAUCCCCUACUACCGGCCCAGCCCCUCGUCCUCGACCAGCACCGGCAGCUCCAGCCCCUGGCACAGCAGGCCGAGCCGCUCUCCCAGCCGCGGUCGCAGCCGUCCCCGCGCGGGCCGUGGCCGCAGUCGGACCGCCAGCAGCAGCAGCGGGGGCAGCAGCGACGGCAGCAGUACCGCCGGCCGGACCGGGACCCGGAGCCGGACCAGGAGCCGGAGCUAUGACAGCGUGGACAGCUAGGAGAGCGGGGGUCGCUGGGGGGCCCUGCCCUCAGAGGCCCCGCCAUCCUCCAUCCCCUGCCCGCCCCCGCUUCCCCAGCGCCCCGGAAUCACAGCCUCUCCCCUUCCAUCCCGGACCCAGAGGGACCCUCCACCCUGGCAGGCGACAGACCGGACCCCCCAGGGGACCGGGAGGCCGGCUGCGUCCUGUCCCGGUACCCGACAGGAGGAGGAGGAGGAGGAAGAUAUGCCCCUAGUCCCAGCUUUGGAUGCCCCCAGGGGGCCACCGUCCAGGGGGUCUCCUCUCUCCCAGGAAGCGGGCUCCUGGUGGGGAUGCAGGGUGGGCAUCGGAGAUUCCCCUGGGGGCUUUCUGCCCCUCCCCCCCCCAGCUUCUCCCUCCUGCACCGUCCUUUUUAUCCCCAAUCUCCUUGAGCCAGAGGAGGCCGCUGCCCUGCGGCCCCCCUGAUUCUGGUCUCCAUCCCUGGGGGAACCCCAGGAAAGGCCGAGAGGUGUCUGGGGUGAGGAUGGGGGGUUGGAUGAAGCAGGGACCCCAGGGGCCAGGGGAUGGUCACCUCCUCCUCCUCCUCAUCCUCUUCCUCCGCAGAGGUCCCACAGGUUCCAGAGGCCAUGGCCAGUAAGAUCGGGCCUCCCGGAACCUCCCAGCCAGCAGUCACAGGGCUGUGCCGAGGCCGGGGGAGGCUGGGCAAGUCCUAUCAGUCAGUGAUCACUCUGGCUCCAAAGAGAGAGGGGUCUCUGCUGCCCAAGAAAAUCGCUUCCGUGGCCAAAGUCUCCCGGGGGUCCGGCUUGGCGCUCAGCCUACCAGAAACCCAGCCAAGAGGCCAGCAGAAAGCACUCCCCCCGCCGCCCAAAGUCUGCGAUCUCUGAGCAACCCCCUCCUCUAUUCUCUCAGCCUCCUAGGCCCAAGUCCCGCCAGGGCCAGCCCAGUCUUUUUGGCACAGACUUUCCCCAAGCGUCCCCCGCCGUAGGUCCAGGUUUCCCAGCAGCAAUACGGACGUAGCCCAUCUGAGAUCCGAGGGGUGGGAAGGAAUCUCCCGGGAUUUCUAGGGUCCCUAGGAGCCAGGGGAAGGAUGAGCAGAGCACAGGCUCCCUCGGGUGUCACCAGAAACUGUGGGAGGUUGGGGCAGGGAGAGGAGCCAGCGGAUAAGUUCCAGAGAAGCAACAUGGCCCCGUGGGUAGAGCCCAGGCCUG